Molecule: messenger RNA, 2487 nt
Organism: Closterium sp. Naga37s-1
Lineage: Eukaryota; Viridiplantae; Streptophyta; Zygnematophyceae; Desmidiales; Closteriaceae
Source: the annotation of a GenBank genome assembly
AUGCUCUGGGUCAGGCUGCUGGAGCCCAACCGACCCGACUGGAACGUUUUUGGGAACCUGCUGGCUCUUGGCGAGCCAUGGUCCUUCACCUCUGCUUGCCAUCACUCAACCUCCCAUCUUGCCCCACCAUCCAAGCCAAGCAGCAGCACCAUGGUCAUCGCAUCCUUUGGCGGCACCUCUUUCUCGAUCUCACAGCACCUCUCCCUCAAUCUCACAGCACCUCUCCCUCGAUCUCACAGCACCUCUCCCUCAAUCUCACAGCACCUCUCCCUCGAUCUCACAGCACCACUCCCUCAAUCUCACAGCACCUCUCCCUCGAUCUCACAGCACCUCUCCCUCAAUCUCACAGCACCUCUCCCUCACUCUCACAGCACCUCUCCCUCAAUCUCACAGCACCUCUCCCUCAAUCUCACAGCACCUCUCCCUCACUCUCACAGCACCUCUCCCUCACUCUCACAGCACCUCUCCCUCACUCUCACAGCACCUCUCCCUCACUCUCACAGCACCUCUCCCUCACUCUCACAGCACCUCUCCCUCGAUCUCACAGCACCUCUCCCUCAAUCUCACAGCACCUCUCCCUCACUCUCACAGCACCUCUCCCUCAAUCUCACAGCACCUCUCCCUCAAUCUCACAGCACCUCUCCCUCACUCUCACAGCACCUCUCCCUCACUCUCACAGCACCUCUCCCUCACUCUCACAGCACCUCUCCCUCACUCUCACAGCACCUCUCCCUCACUCUCACAGCACCUCUCCCUCACUCUCACAGCACCUCUCCCUCACUCUCACAGCACCUCUCCCUCACUCUCACAGCACCUCUCCCUCAAUCUCACAGCACCUCUCCCUCACUCUCACAUCACCUCUCCCUCAAUCUCACAGCACCUCUCCCGCACUCUCACAGUUCCUCUCCCUCAAUCUCACAGCUCCUCUCCCUCAAUCUCACAGCACCUCUCCCUCAAUCUCACAGCACCUCUCCCUCAGUCUCACAGCACCACUCCCUCAAUCUCACAUCACCUCUCCCUCAAUCUCACAGCACCUCUCCCUCAAUCUCACAACACCUCUCCCUCAAUCUCACAGCACCUCUCCCUCAACCUCACUGCACCUCUCCCUCAAUCUCACAGCACCUCUCCCUCAACCUCACUGCACCUCUCCCUCACUCUCACAGCACCUCUCCCUCACUCUCACAGCACCUGUCCCUCGCUCUCACAGCACCUCUCCCUCACUCUCACAGCACCUCUCCCUCGCUCUCACAGCACCUCUCCCUCACUCUCACAGCACCUACUUUGGGAAUAUACUGUCACCCAUCUCCCUCCCCUACAUGCCCCACUCCCUUCCUCCCUACUCUGAACCACACACUUGCUCUCCUUGCCACUGCCCAGCCCCCCUCUUCUCCCUCCUCCCUUGAGACCCUUCCCUCUCUUGUAUUCCUCCUCUCCCUUCCCUCCCUCCUCUCCCUCCUCCUCGUCCUCCUCUCCUUCCUCUUCCUCCUCUCCCUCCUCUCCCUCCUCCUCCUUCACUCCCUUCUCCUCGUCCUCCUUUUCCCUCCACUCAUCCCGAUCGCCCCUCUACUCAUCAUCCUCUGCUUCGUCCUCCUCCUCUUGGGCACUUCCCCCUCCCUCCUCUCCAUUCCCCUCCUCUCCCUGCUCUCCCGUCCCCUCCUUGAUCUCCUCUUCCUUCCCCUCGUCCCGUCCCCACCUCUCCUCAUCGUGCUUCGUCCUCCUCUUGGGCUCUUUCCUCUCCCUCCUCUUCCUCUGAACCCAUUUCUUCAACCUCCUCUUCCUCACACUCAAUCAUUUCACCUUCCUCUUCCUCCGAUUCCUCCCCCACGCUCGCUCCACUCCCCCCAUCCACCACACCUACAUCACACCCCCCCCUCUCCUGCUCCCAUGCAUCCCGCUCCCUUCCCAAGCUGCCCUGCCAAGCGAGAUGGCGCCCCCUUCUCCCACCACACCGCAAUCCUCAUCUACCUCCUUCCCAGCAGUGCGCCCACCCAUCCUCCCACUCAUCCCCACACCAACUAUUUCCACGUCUUCAUCGCCCUCCUGGAUUCUACCCCGCCUCCUUACUUGUCCUCCUGCCCAUCCCACUCCCUUCGGAACCUCAAUCCUUCCUCCUUUACGCCUUGCCUCUCUGCUGCCCUUCCCAUCCUCCCCCUCGUGCCUCUCUUUCCUCACGAAUCUUGUUCCCCUAGGUUCCCCUCAUGCCCUAGGUGCUUCAGGUGCUUCAGGUGGCCAUUGACGCCUCCCUCGAUCUUCAACCCCCUCUACCCUCUUCUGCACUCUCCUCUGCACCAUGCUCCACUGGGUGUGUGGGUGGGUGUGUGGGUGGAUGCGCUCGCAACCCCUUUCUGCAGCGAGGACAGCAGCCCAGUGGCAGAGUCCAAGCCACUGCGCAAGACCAGAUCACCCCACAUGUCCCUCGCACCCUGCCGGUCCCUACCACCGACCCUUUUCCGCUCCCCCCUCCACUCCUCCCCCUCCUCCUUGUGA